AUGGCGGAUGCAAUGGUUGCUAGGGUUCGCUCGCCUCUGGCUGAGACUACGAACCGAAUGAACUCUCCGUUCCCUCCUCUGGAGCAACAGAUACACAAGCCACGAUAUGAUCAAUCCGACGCGGCACAUUCUCAACACAAUCCACCUACACCUCAUGCAAGACCAGAAAGCCGUCAGGCUGCGGUUGCACCGCCAAACAUCACUCUCAACACUCAGAUGUCUGGCGUUAUACACCAUCCGCAACCCGCUGAGGACAGCAAGCGCAUGUCUCAAGCCUCAUAUGCCUCAACCUCGAGUAGUCGAAGCAAGAAGAAUUACAAGACUCACAUUGGACCAUGGCAACUUGGGCGAACACUCGGAAAAGGGUCGUCAGCCCGUGUGCGCCUAUGCAGACACAACAUCACGAACCAACUUGCGGCCGUCAAAAUUGUCAAUAGAAGGAUGGCCUAUCUUGUCCAAGACAGCUCCAUGGCUGCUCUAAGCAAGUGGGACAGCAGCCUUCCUGAGCAAAUCAAUGGAGAGAUGCGUGUCCCAAUGGCAAUUGAGCGCGAAGUGGCUAUUCUGAAACUCAUCGAACAUCCUAAUAUCAUGAAGCUGUACGACAUAUGGGAGAAUCGCUCUGAAAUCUAUCUCAUCCUCGAAUACAUUGACCAAGGCGACCUCUUUACCUUUAUCAACUCCAGAGGAAGACUACCCGAAGAACUCGCCAUCUGCUUCUUCCGGCAGAUGAUGAGCGCUAUUUCAUACUGUCAUUCCUUCAAUGUGUGCCACCGUGAUCUGAAACCGGAAAACAUUCUCAUCACUGCAGACUACCAGAUCAAGAUUGCAGACUUUGGCAUGGCUGCUCUACAUCAGACCGCUACACAUCAAUUGGCUACAGCUUGCGGCAGUCCGCAUUAUGCCGCCCCCGAAUUACUCAAAAAUAAGCAGUAUCGUGGAGACCAGGCUGAUAUUUGGAGCAUGGGUGUUAUCCUCUAUGCUAUGCUCUCCGCCACCUUACCAUUUGACGACCCUGACUUGCGUGCGAUGAUGAACAAGACAAAGAAGGGACACUAUGAGAUGCCCAAGUUUCUUAGUCCCGAAGCUGAGGACUUGAUUCGCCGGAUGCUCCAGGUGAACCCGGAUCGUCGAAUCACCAUGAAGGGCAUCUGGAGGCACCCUUUGGUUCAGAAGUACAGCUACCUCGACGAGUUUGGAGACAACACUGCUCAAUUGCCGGACACUCGGAGGGGGUUCCAGUAUACACCAGUAGCCCGAGCCGACAUCGAUCCUCAGCUGCUUCGACAGCUUCGGUCCAUGUGGCACAUGUUCAGUGAGCAUGAUCUAGCUCUUAAGCUUACACGCGAAGAGGCCAAUGACCAGAAAGCCUUUUAUUGGUUGCUGUAUAACUAUCGGAACAAGCAGCUGGAGGACUUCAAGCCUGAACUGGCCCACUCCAUGAGCGACUACCACCACCUCAAGCCAGCCAUCUGGAAGAAACGUAUUUCGACCUGUCAGUUCGAGAAGCCCAGAGCCAAUGGACACGGGCGCUCUAUUUCGCGCUUCACUGUCAUCUCGAAUGCCGCCGAAACGGAGAAUGGAAGUUAUGACCCCUAUCGCAGCAGUCGCCUGCCGCAGCGUUGUGACUCCCAAGUCAGCCAAGCAAAGAUUGUCAUACAUCGUGACGGCCAGGUUGUCACCUCAACUGCAGCCGGGCAAGGGCAAGCUAAUAGGACGCGCAGCGGCUCCAAUGCCCGCCGCAUGCGAGCAAACUCGACAAGAGGCUCUCUUACAAGCAGACCACAAUCUUCACGCGGAUCGCUAGCCUCACUCCAAAGCAGCCGCCAAGGAACCCCCCAGAUACGAGUGCCUAGUCUUCGUCAUAAGCGUGGCGUAGACUUCUCGCACGUUCGUAAGCGGUCGAAUUCUGCUGGACCUGGUCCGCGAGCUGCUAAUCGCAAGUCCGUAUCUGGCAAUAUGACUGGCAUUGGGACUCCUCAACGGGCGUCGGCACCAGCUGCUAGAUCCCCAAGUCCAGAAAUGUCCAGGACAGCUGGUGGUACAUAUCCCAAGGCAAUGGGCGGCCCCGCGGACCGCUAUUCCAAACAGAGUGGUGCUUCUAUGAUCUUUCAUGAGGAGCUGCGCAAAUUUAGCAACACUUGUGCCAAGGAUUGCGAUGAAGCAUUCAAGAGCUCCCUGGUUGUUUACGACUCAGAAUGCGACUCCUCUACCACUGAUGGGGAUCGCAGAUACCGAGAAUCUAAUCCCUUCUCCAUUUCGUUGGAAAGCCCAACGACGACUAUUUCUCCAGCCACGGAAGUAUCGAGUGCCUCCUGGCACAGUCGACCUUUGCCCCCACUGCCCAAAGAUGCUAGCAUGCAAAGUCGUGUCACCGCAUCUUGCAAGGCUGACGUGCAGCCAACUUCGCCAGAUGGAGACGAUGAUAUGGAUACCUGUAUGGAAGAAGCCAGCAGGGUUGCAGUCCUUCCUCCCAGGCAGGUUGACCGUCGCAUUGUCUCAGCUCCUGCUCACAGCCAGGCUAAUAGAAAGUUGUCCACGCUGCCUUCGAUCAAUGAAAAUGCUGGGCUGCAUGGCGAUGGAACUCGCAUUGUAUCUGCUCCACCACACAGCCCAAUGAGACGGGCAAAUGAAAAGAACCGUAGUAUGGAAUAUCUUAGCAAGGUUGAGAAUACUAUCCGGGUCGUCAACUCACCUCUCUUGGGAGGCACUCCAAAGUUUUCGAGCGCAGUUGAUGACCAAAAGAGGGCCAGAUCCAAAGACGAAAGUCUCGCACACCCUCUUCAGCAGCAGGUUGUAUACGAUACCGAGGAGUACGAUGACCACAUCUACGAUGCAGAAACAGCUCCCAAGAAGAAGAAGACGUCUUGGUUCAAGCGAGCAUCCCGCGCCGAUUCCACCACAGCUCCUGGCAGCAGGGAAGCGCGUAGGGCAAGCACCUCGGCAGAUUCCAAGCAACCUGGCUCCGAGGAGGACUUUGGGGAGCAGGGGAAAAAGAGGAACUUUUCUUUCCCAUUCUGGAAGAGUAACAAAGGCAAGGAUUCUGGCAUGAGCAUUGAAGGUUUACAUGAUGUGCCUGAAAACCAUGGAAUGGGUAAUCACACAGUUGCGAGCAAACGACGAUCCGGCAUGGCUCCGUCGAGCUCAGGCAGCGCUCGCAACGUUGAAGUCAAGCAGAAUUGGCUUACGCGCUUGUUCCGCGUCAAACCAGCUACCAGCUACCUUUGCAUGACCCUGUCCAGCAAACGAGCUCGUCAGGAGGUUGUAAUUUUGCUGCGAGAAUGGCGUCGUUACGGCAUGAGGGGCAUCCAGGUUGACAAGCAGCGCAACAUUGUUUUUGGAAGACUCGGAGCUAAGAACUAUCUGAAUUUGAAGGAAGUUGAAUUUGCUGCGGAGAUUAUGACGGUAAUUGAACACGGCAGGAAGCAGCCACUUUGCAUUGUGCGAUUUACUCAAGAACGCGGGGCGGCCAGCAGUUUCCACCGCAUUGUCGACACGAUGAAGAUUAUGUUUGAAAGCCGACAUUUGCUGGUUACUGACAAGACCAAGCGAAAGAUGAUGAUCAACACGCUGAAUUCAUAA
Molecule: messenger RNA, 3579 nt
Organism: Pochonia chlamydosporia 170
Lineage: Eukaryota; Fungi; Ascomycota; Sordariomycetes; Hypocreales; Clavicipitaceae
Product: CAMK/CAMKL/GIN4 protein kinase
Exons: 5
Coding region: 1-3579 (1192 amino acids)
Biological process (GO): protein phosphorylation; intracellular signal transduction
Cellular component (GO): cytoplasm
Molecular function (GO): ATP binding; protein serine/threonine kinase activity
Source: RefSeq, a predicted model, not a curated record